Molecule: messenger RNA, 1558 nt
Organism: Temnothorax curvispinosus
Lineage: Eukaryota; Metazoa; Arthropoda; Insecta; Hymenoptera; Formicidae
Product: transmembrane protein 42-like
Exons: 4
Coding region: 496-909 (137 amino acids)
Source: RefSeq, a predicted model, not a curated record
CGACAAAGUUGCCGACAAAGGUAUAGCUUUGUCGGCAACCUUGUCGUUGUCGCUAUCGCUAUCGCUAUCGCCUAUUGUGCAAGGGGCUUUAACUGUUUUGCGUUAUGGCGUUAUGCGCCAGCCGGUCGAUAAGCGAGGCCGGGGACUCCGGGGAGUUUCCUCGUCACUCGUCGCUCCUGCGUCCCGCGUCCCGCCACGCCGGUUCCGCGCGUCGUUCCGGUCGUUCGGAAUUCUCACAUUCUCAUUUCUCGGUCUCGGUCCGGACGAGCUGAUCGACGAAGCGUGAAUCGACUGCCGCUCCGCUGGGUCAUGUUCCAAAACUCACUCUAGGGGGAGGGGGGAAGAGGGGUUUCCUCCUCUUUGGUUAGGAGCAUAGGCGCCUUCAACCCUGCCUUUGGGUUACAUAGCGCAAUCGACAUCGACGACGUCGCCGACACCCGGACUCUCAGAGUCCGGACGUCCCCACGUCGUGCAUUGUCUUAAUUGUCUACCGAUAUGGAAGGACGCGGCUCACGCGGCGGUGGGGCGUAUCUCGCGGUCUUCUCUGGAAUUUUUGCGACCGCCGGUAGUCUUCUGGGCAAGCUUGCCGGUGGCGCUGACGCGUCGUCGUUGACAUCGUUGCUUCUAAAAGGAGUACUUCUCGUCUCUAUGAUCGUGAGCAACACCAUAGGAUGCACGUUUUUUGUCAAAGCGCUUCAUGGCAGCGGUUCUUCUUUGCCGAUAACCGUCGCCAGUGCGGCUACGAACUAUGUUUGUUCGGCUUUCGUAGGAUCCGUCGUGUUUGACGAAUCCACUUCAUUGACCUGGUGGUGCGGAACUUCCCUGGUACUGCUCGGCUUGAUGUUGAUCUGCAAUGUUCCCACUGAAAAGAAGGCUUCCGCCGCCGAGGAAAAAUUGAAACAUCAAUAGCUAACGACGGGCGCUUUUAUAUUACAAGCAAGAAUGAUUAUGGUGAUGUUACAACGGUACGAUUCCAUUUUUGUAUUGACAGAUAUUUAUGUCCUUACGUCAGAAACGUAUUGUGUUAUCUGUAAUAAGAAUGAAUUUUGAUAUACAAAUAAAAGAGUAUAGGAUAGUAUGGAUAGUAUAGUCUUAAGUGUUAUAAAUUACGUAUAAAGCACAAUUAUAUAUUCUUUGUUAUAAAUAAAGUAUUUUAUGUUUUCUCUAUAAUAAUGUUCUACGUAAAUGAUGGAUAUAAUUUUGAAACGCGUUGAUUGUCCGAACACGAAAUGACGUAUAACAUGCACAUAUAUACGAUACCGUAUUAUAGAUUGCUCACUGAACGCAGCAGUGUGAAAUUUAUUAAUGCAGAAGGAUAAAAAUAACCUAUUAGGUCUAAAGAGAAAUGUUUCGCUUUAAGAUUAUUUCGUUCAAAAAGAUUGAUCAGUCUUGAAGAAUCUCGACCGAGUUGCAUGGAAAAUCUUGAGAGUAAAAAGCAAAAGUAAUGAAUUGUUUUGUACAGUAGUAUAAGAAACAUGUAGUGUAUUUUAUGAGGUUUCUUAAAGUAUCGCUUUUCGCGCGAUUAAUCCAUAUUUUUAUCUUUCUGUAGAUAGAUUUU